AUGAGGUUAGCGAUGUCACCGAUGAGCGUCAGCGUCCCUCUUUUGCUCCUCCUGCUGGGACUUGGCUGCGUUGCGCAAAAUGACGGCCCGAGCGGUGAUAGCAAGGGGUGCGUUUGCGGCUACCCAGGCAUCCCUGGGGACCCGGGCCACAAUGGGGUACCCGGAAGAGACGGCAGGGACGGACUGCGAGGCGAGAAAGGGGACACAGGUGGAAUUGGUGCAAUGGGACCAGCGGGAAAAGAUGGACAAAAGGGGGAUGGAGGUCCGGCUGGUGCACCUGGUCAAGCGGGGCUCAAGGGAAAAAGGGGGGACAAUGGAGACCACGGACCACCUGGUAAAAUGGGGCCUCAAGGAAUCCAAGGGCCCAUCGGUCUGAAAGGAAAUAAAGGAGAGCUCGGGUUACCCGGACCCCAGGGACCCAAAGGUGAAGAGGGGUCUUCUGGACCACAAGGUUUAAAGGGGGAAGCUGGUCUUCGUGGAGAUCGAGGCAUUCAGGGCCCCUUGGGUCCUCCGGGCAGGCUGGGGCCUAAAGGGGAAGUGGGCGCUGCUGGUCCCAAAGGCGGUCUUGGUCACAGGGGGGACCGGGGCUCUCAAGGAGACAAGGGCAAUAAAGGCGAGCAGGGAGAUGCAUGGGUCAUGUCCAAAAGCGCCUUCUCCGUAGGACUCACCGUGCAGAGCAAACUCCCGACCGCCCACACCCCUGUCCGCUUUGACAGGAUCAUUUACAAUCAACAAAAUCAUUACGAUCCCCAAACCGGAAGGUUCACAUGCUCGGCAGCCGGCACAUACUUUUUCACCUAUCACAUCACCGUCUUCUCAAGGAACGUGAAGGUGGCCCUGGUGAAGAACGGCGUCAAGGUACUUCACACCACCGACAGCUACCAGAGCGGUGAGGACCAGGCAGCUGGGGCCACCGUGCUGCACUUGGAGCCCGGGGACAAAGUGUGGCUGCAGGUAGUCGGGGGAGAACUUUUCAAUGGGCUCUUUGCUGAUGAAGAUGAUGACACCACAUUCUCUGGGUUCCUUAUUUUUGGGGCCUAAUUUUGAGUGGACGAGCAUAUGUGGAAUAACAAAAGUAAGUAGAUGGAAAGAAAACAAUACAUUAGUAAGUUGAGAGAAGAAAGACAGCUUGUGAAUACAUGAAAGAGAAAUAAGUUUUCAAGGAUGCAUUUUUUUGUGCAUGUUGUCUCUGCAAGUGUUUCUGAAUGCUGUGUUCAACUCUGCUUUAUGUUCAUUUCUCUUUGAAUGACAAGGUAUUGUUUAAUGGAUUGCUGUACUCUUAAGAAUAAAUGAUUUAAAGAAAAA
This is a messenger RNA of Syngnathus typhle (broad-nosed pipefish), 1305 nucleotides long. RefSeq names its product C1q and TNF related 9 (gene c1qtnf9). Bases 1 to 1041 code for a protein of 346 amino acids. The transcript has 3 exons. NCBI's taxonomy places the organism in Eukaryota, Metazoa, Chordata, Actinopteri, Syngnathiformes, Syngnathidae. The record is from RefSeq and is a predicted model, not a curated record. Gene Ontology annotation, molecular function: protein binding.